AAGCGUUUUAUGAAGGGCUCGUUCAUUGCAGCCCCAUAGCCUUUAAUUGUUGCCCUUUAAGGACACCCGACCGUUGCUUUGAGCGAGCGUUGAGCCAAUUGUGGAAGCGAUGUCUUCAAUUAUUGAUGCCUCAAAAUUAGAAGAACUGCGACGCAUAUGUGGAGAUGAGGUGGACGCACAGCUUCGGAAAGGCGGGGAAUGGGGCCUUGACGAGGCAACCUUGCGGCGAUGGCUCGUCGCUCGCAAAGGCGAUGUUAAGGAGGCGGCAAGGGAUCUUCGCGCACAUGCCGCGUGGCGUGCUGAGUAUGUCCCAAACGGCUGCAUUUCCGAGGAGGAUGUACGCGACGACUUGGAGCAAGACAAGGGCUUCCUCCCCGGAUACGAUAAGGAAGGCAGGCCGGUGUGCGUCGUCAUUGUCUCGCGCCACCAGGCGAAGGACGCGGAAGCAACCAAGCGGUUCAUCACCUUCGCGCUUGACUGUGCAGCAGCCAUGGGAGCCAAGACGCCGGGUUGGGACGGCAAGAUGUCAGGAAUUUUCGACUUACGAGGUCUCAAGAGCUCCAACCUGGACAUCACCACCAUGCGGAACGUGUUUGACCUGCUUCAGAACCACUAUCCAGAGCGGCUGCACAAGAUGUGGAUCUACUGCGCACCCGUCAUCUUCUAUGGCGCCUGGAAGCUGGUGCUGCCCUUCAUCGACCCGGUCACACCGCCAAAAGGUGCAGUUCGUGUUCGAAAAGGACGCAGCGGAGCUCUUCCCAGCCGCCUUUGACCCCUCCGUGCUGCCCCCGGAGCUCAUGACGGGCGGCACCGGGCGCUGGGUUCGCAUUGAUGAGCGGUACCGGCUGGUGAGGGCGGAGCAGGAGAGGCAGCAGCGGGAGCGCACGGUGCUAGAGCAGCAGCGGGAGAGGGAGCGGGCGGCGGCUGGUGGGGCGCAGAGGGAGGGGGAGGCGGCGGAGGUGGAGGCGGCGGCAGCGGCGGCAGCAGCUCGGGCUAUUGAGGUAAUUGCGUGAGGGAGCCGUCAAACGGUCAAACGACCCGUGCAUGUGGAUGUGUCCGGUACUGGGAGGUAGGGUUUGAGGCGUGUGUGAGGAUGAGUUGACUCUUGGGCGUUGGGGCAGCAGCUAAGUAGCUAAAUACGGUUGUGUGCUGCGGUUAAUGCGGCGGGCGUGGAGGUGGUGCGGGUCAGGAGGGCAGCACGCGCAUACAUGCAUGUGACCCAUCACGGCCGAACAUGUAUGAAGUGUAAAGACCAACCGCUGCACGCAUGCAACCGUGUUGCCGUACGCAGGUCCAGGUGUAGGAAGGGCGACAGUGGUGGGGCAGAGGGCAGUGGGGGUGGGGCGGUGUAGCGGAGCAAAGUGCGUGGCGAGGCGGGACGGGGCGGUUGAGCUGUCGAGCUGUUUGGGGAGACGGUAACACAGCUGCGCGGAGUUCAUAGCUGUCCCGGUGUUCAUAGGGAGGAACGCGCACUUGCACGGUUGCAUGCGUGCUGUUCGGACGAGGUCUGUAGUUUGCAUGCUCCCUUACUGGGCGAAUUACAGGAGCAGCGUAUUGGUAGGGUGAAGGGGCCUGUAGGAGAUGUUUCUUGAGUGAGGGCAAGAGGGAGCUGACAUCCAGGCAUCAGAGGCGCUUGAAUGCUGCUAGUUGCUGUUUUCGCUCACUCGAUUUUUUCCAUGGCGGGUACUGGUCGUACGUUAGUGACGCCCGUUUUCAGCAAGUGGCUCAAGCAGACGCCGCAACACAUGAUAACAACACAUGACGGCAUGGUACAUAGCUGUUCGACUCUCUUCAAUCCAAAAAUUGUUGAUGUGUUCUGUAGCUCUUCUCUGGUUGGGAAUGUGACAUGGGAAUUGCGACAAUUUGCAACGUGUCGGGGCUUCGCAAUGUAACCUUGCGGCCCCCGCUGGUGACUUCAGAAACCUGCGUAUGUGUGGGACCUAUGUUUUUGGGUUUUUUUAUAGGUUUGUAAUACGAUUGGGACUGGGAUGUGCUUGUUGCCUUGGGAGGCAGUGGUGGUAAUGGUAGGACUAUGAUGACAUGCAGAUAUGACCCGUGGGUCACACGCGCAAUGAAGGGCACGGUGACCUGCCCUGCGUUUACCCCGAGCUAUUCCGGGCUCGUUGCAUACGAUACGAACUGCUGUAUGGUAUACAAACUGCUGUGCUAUUCAUGUUAACAUGACUCGCAUGGUUUCUUUGCGAGUUCUAGAUGAAUGAAAGGUGUGAAAUUGGAUGUUGGUAUGCUUUGUACGACUCACUCCUAAACGCCCUGAGAGCCAUAGAGGGGCUUCUGCUGCUGCUCGCACCUCAACAAGUCUAGGGUGCACGUACGUUUAGCCGGAGAACCAUGGUGUUUGUUAUUCCAGUGUGGAAUGUUGCCGAGAUAACGGUGGGUGGGGGAGAAAAGCCGAAGCACGUGUGCUUUUUUUCCGGACAAGCGAGGGGGGAUGGAGCUUUCUACUCCAGUACGUCGCUGCUCGUCGCAUUGCCAUCUAAUAUGUACACUGUACUGCAUUUCGCCGUACUUAAUUUGCGGGUUGCCGUACGACCCUGACCAGUUUUCCGUUCAAAGCAUCCGAGGACUGUGGUUGUAAUGAUGCUGGAUUUAGUAUUACAGUGGUGAAUGAGUUUCAACGGUUACUGUUACAAAGCGUGCGC
Astrephomene gubernaculifera is the source of this 2660-nucleotide messenger RNA. The record is from the annotation of a GenBank genome assembly. NCBI's taxonomy places the organism in Eukaryota, Viridiplantae, Chlorophyta, Chlorophyceae, Chlamydomonadales, Astrephomenaceae.